AUGUCUAUUCCUCAAUCAUACAAAGCAUUUCGGCGGACUGCCGAUGGCUCGACUGUUGAGAUGACAGAGGAGAAGCUGCCAUCAUCUCUUGGGCCCACUCAAGUUUUGCUUCGCAUCUAUGCUGUCUCCCUCAAUUACAGGGAUGUUGCAAUGAUGAACGGAAAGUAUCCAGUCCAGGUAAUUGACCGAGGUAUUCCAGCCUCCGACUGUGCUGCAGAAGUUACAGCGGUUGGGUCUGGAGUGAAGGAUUUUAGUCCUGGAGAUCAUGUUGCGCCUAUUUUUGAUUUAAAUUGCAUCAACGGAACCGAGGACGCAACAAAGGUUUUAGGUGGGGAUGUUGAUGGUGUCCUACGACAGUACGCUAUUUUCGACCAAAAUGUGUUGGUUCAGUUGCCCAAGCAUCUUGCUUGGGAGGAGGCGGCCUGCAUUGUUUGCGCAGGAACAACUGCAUGGCUAGCACUUGAUAUGCCGCGAUCUAGUGGCACUGCGCUGCUUCAAGAAAAGGCACAGGCUCUAGGGGACGCAGGGGUAGUGCAAGGCAUCAAUUAUAAAACCCACCCUAACUGGGACGAGCAAGCACGAGAACUUACUGGCGGACGAGGUGUUGAUAUUGUGGUUGACAAUAUAGGCCCUACCGCUAUGAAACGGAAUCUCUCUUGCCUCGCUCGAAGAGGUUUUGUUUCUCUUGUCGGGUUUCUAGGAGGGUUCAAGACGGACGAGCGUCCUGAUGUACUUGGGCCUGUGCUACUAAAGAGCGCGACAGUAAAGGGGAUGAACCCGGGCUCAAAGUCUGACCUACAGGACCUUUGCAAGUUUCUGGAAGAAAAGGCAGUUCGACUAGGGCCUUUACUGGAUGAUACUAUCUUUUCUUUUGAUUGUUCGAAGGCUGCAUUCGACCACCUCUAUGGUGGAAAACAUAUCGGCAAGGUUGUUAUCCGAAUUUGA
Molecule: messenger RNA, 945 nt
Organism: Aspergillus affinis
Lineage: Eukaryota; Fungi; Ascomycota; Eurotiomycetes; Eurotiales; Aspergillaceae
Product: zinc-dependent alcohol dehydrogenase family protein
Exons: 4
Coding region: 1-945 (314 amino acids)
Molecular function (GO): oxidoreductase activity
Source: RefSeq, a predicted model, not a curated record